Messenger RNA from Mya arenaria, 12007 nucleotides. RefSeq lists its product as uncharacterized. The transcript has 3 exons. Gene Ontology annotation, cellular component: nucleus. NCBI's taxonomy places the organism in Eukaryota, Metazoa, Mollusca, Bivalvia, Myida, Myidae. Bases 432 to 7118 code for a protein of 2228 amino acids. The record is from RefSeq and is a predicted model, not a curated record.
UUGUUUGGACCGGGCUUGUUUAAUGUAAUCUGUAAAGUCUUAAGGUUGAGAUUUUAAGAUUUAUGAUUUUAGUUUACUGAAAGAGUUUUGAACCGAUAGGAUGUGUGUUUGUGAAUAAGGAGACGAGAGGAGGACACUGUUUAAGUUUGGAUGUGGCACUGUGAAAUCUUACCAUAAUUGAGAGUAAUUAACAAAUUGGUAUACUGUGAAACCGUUCCAUGAAUGAGAGAAAGACGCGACAAGUUAGAGAAGGUACCCGACACCUUCAGCCGCCUUCAAAGUGACGAUGUGAAAUAGCAUAAUGAAGCAUCGAGGAAAAAUAAUUCCCUUCCCAGAAUUUGGUAGUUAAAUGACUCACAGGGAAUACAUCAAAAAUGUCCGUAUUCACAAUUAUAUAUAAAUGUGUUAAAAGAACCUAGAAAAAAAGUGCCAUGGAUCUAAGCCAGACUUUGCCAGGGGACAAAGACAAUGGUGAAGAAAACAAUCAAACACUUGGAAAUCGAAAGUGUACAAUGUGCGAUUACCAGACAAGUUCAUUCAGUGGACUGCAACAGCAUUUAAUAUCACAUGCGCGCAAACAUUUGAUCAAAUGUGCGUUGUGUGGGAACCAUUACAAGGACUACGUAAAAAUGGUAAAACACAUGGAAUUCAAGCAUCCACACUGUAGAAUAUACAAAUGCAUAUUUUGUUCCAAAAAGUUUGUAGAUGAAAAGGAUCUAACUGAGCAUAUCCAAACACACCCGGAUAGAAAGUACUUUCAAUGCCCAAACCCUGCAUGUCCAGAGCAAUUUACAAAAUUGAUUGAAAUGUAUGAACAUAUGAAGGGAGACCAUGAUCUUUACAAAGACGAAAGUUUUGACAAUCCACAGAUAGUUAUUGAGAUUGACACUGACAAUGAAUAUGACGAUUUGUGCAAAACUGACGGGUUAAGAUCAACAUUGGAAGAAGUUAAUAAGUUUAAUUGCAUAACUUGUGACAUGAAAUUAAACACAGAAGACGAGUAUCGGCAGCAUUUGAUAGCUCAUGAAAUUGUUCAGAAGAAACAGAAGAAAGCAACGAAAGAAAAACCGGGAUAUCAAUGUCAGAUUUGUUCCAUGUUUUUUGUAUCAAAAGUAAGGCUUAACAACCAUUUAAAAUUGCAUCAGCAUUGCUUCAAGUGUAUGUUUUGUGACAAACUUUUAAACAGCAUGAAAAAGAUUGAGACACACGUGAGUUCUUCGCAUCAGAGAAAAUUAGCCAAGCUGGGACCAAAUGUUCUGCCAUACAUUGAGGUUAAAUAUGAUGACUUGGUGAUAGCUGGAAACAAUGAACAGUUUAAUAUGAUCAAUAAGACCAAAGCAAUCGUUCCUGACAAGAAAGCUAAGAAAAAUAAUAUGCAACAAUCCCAGAGCAUUCCCACCCAAAGCACAAUAGCAAUGCCAUCAUGCAUUGUAAAUGAUUACAAAAAUAUUUUGCACAAUGAUUCUAAAGUUCAGAGCCUUGAAAAUGCUCCUCACGAGCACCAUUUAAGCCAUAGUGAUCUUGCUGUCACAGAAGAUAAACUAAUGUUAGCGAACGCGAAGGAAACAAUUGAAGUUGAUUUGACAAAGGUGAAAAUUGAACCAGACAUAACAGCAGGUUCACAAUUGAUGGUCAAAGAACAAAAGACAGAACAAAGUCAAGGAGCAAGAAACGGAUCGAAAAGGAAGGGUAGUCCAACAAAAUAUAUAAAACGAAACAGUGCCUGGAAUGACAAAAGUGAGUUUGAAACAGGAGAGUCUGAAAUUAAGGCUGAAGUGCAAGAACAAGAUAAUGAGUAUUUUAAAGCUGGAAUUGUUUCAAGUCUAAACAAGAGGGCACGGAUUGAUUUACUGUUUGAAGAAGCCGGAAAAAUGCGUGUGGAUAACUUCAAUAAAUAUGGACCUGAGAGGCAGUACGAUGAUAUGGCGAAUUGUGGGGAGGAGCACACGCAGUAUAUAAACGAAAUAGCAGGAACUGUGAAACAAUUUAUCUGUCCUGUUGAAGGUUGUGGCAAGCCGUUCUUGAAAGAGAAGAAUCGAGAAAAACACAUAUUGAUUAACCAUUCAGGAAUGAAGCCAGAAUAUUUCUGUAAGGCGUGCGAUAAAUACUUCCUAAGAAAGAAAGAGUAUCUGAUUCAUAGACGGAUCCAUGAGGAUAAGAAAAUGGUUGAAUGUCCUUAUUGCAACAAAAUGUACUCUGGGGGAACAAACUUGAAAGCUCAUAUUCUAACUCAUACAGGUAAAAGACCAUUUGAAUGUAAAAUUUGCAAGAGAUGCUUUACACAGAACAGUUCUCUGCGAAGACAUCUUGUUACGCAUACGGGAAUAAAACAGUUUGAAUGCAAAUUUUGCGGGAAGCCAUUUGCUCGAUACGAUGACUUGAAGACACACACACGAAUACACACCGGAGAGAAACCAUACGUGUGUGAAGUGUGUGGAAGAGCAUUUACACAAAAUGGACCGUUAAUAAAGCAUAGGGAAAUUCAUGAAAAAGAAGGGCGUAUGUCACCAGAGAAAUCAAAAUUAAUACGACGAACAUUGCCGAGGUAUCCAUUUGAGAAAAGAAUGGAUGGAGAUAAUCAAACCGAUAUAGCUGAUAGCGGUUUUCUUACAAAGGUUGCCUCUGACAGUUCCUUGUAUCAGAUCAGUAAUUCAAGCUUAACAGAUAGUUUUGAAAGUGAAAAUAUGUCGGACAGAUCUUUUGAUAACAAUGGAAGUGGCACUGAUGAACUAAAUGGUAUUGGAGUGAAUUUUAAAAAUCAGGAAAAUAAUAGUAAAACUGCAAGUAGCAUAUUUGAAGAAUUUAAGUGGGUACUGGUUGAAACGGAUGACUUUAAAAACGACAGUAGUUUGAGUUUCCUCACUGAAAGAAAUACUAGUUCCAAAGAUGAGCCGAAUAAAGGAGUAGCUAGUUCCGUUUUAGAAGUACAACCAAACAAUGGAAAUAAUGAAGAAGUUGUAAAACAAGACAUUGACAAAAAAGAAUGUAUGGAUAAUUCAGAGUCUGAUUCUAUGCAUACGAAUGAAAACGUAAGCAAAAACAAUGAAUAUUCUCAGUUAAUAAACACUGAUGAUGUUGAUCAAGGGUGUGAAAAUAGUUCUUUUAAAACAAAUGAACACAUUGAGAAAAUGGACAGAAAUGAUGGAAUUGGGAAAACAUGUAUUAAAACUGUGAACAAUACGCCAAAGAGCUGCAAUUUCUCAGAUGCUGGACCUGGAGAUGUUGAAAGGAAAACUGAAUUAAAUAGAGACCGCGAAAUGAAAAAAAUAAACAAAAUAGAAGAAAAUAAAAAUCAGUUAGUCGUAGAAUUUGCAGGUGACAGACGUGAAGGAAGAGAACAUAACAAAGAGGGAGUGAAAGAAGAUAAGAAUGCACCAAACAAUAAUAGAAAAUCAAGAAGAAAAAGGUUAACGAAAUUGUUUAAUUGCGAAAGAUGUCCCUUACAAUUUACUUCUCUUAUGCAACUGAGAAAGCAUUUGCCUUCGCAUGUGCAAUAUAUAAACGGACAACAAGAGGAGAAUGAAACUGAAAGUUGUGGAAUAAAAAAUAAAAUAAGCAAUAAGGAUCAAACAAACACUUUGGUCGAAGAUGACCACCAAGUUGAGAAGCAUGUGACAGAAGUUAAAGACGAAGAACAAACAGACACUCGGGUCGAAGAUGAAUGCAAGGUUGAAAACCAUAUGUCAGAAAUGAAAGACAAAGAUCAAGCAGACACUUUGGUUGUAUAUGACCGCAACGUUGAAAAACAUCCAACAGAAGUUAAAGACGAAGAACAAUCAGACACGCUGGUCGAAGAUGACUUCAAAGUUGAAAAGCAUGUGACAGAAGUUAAAGACGAAGAGGAAACAGACACUCUGGUCGAAGAUGACUGUAAAGUGGAAAAGCAUGUAAUAGAAGUUGACGACAGAGGUCAAAUAAACACCCUGGUCGAAGGUGACUGCAAGAUUGAAAAGCAUAUGACAGAAGUUAAAAACGUAGAACAAACAUACUCACUGGCUAUAGUUGACCGCAUGGUUGAAACGCAUGUGACAGAACUUAAAAACGAAAACGAAUCAGACAUACUAGUGGAAAAUGACUGCAAAGUUGAAAAGUAUGAAGCAGAAUUUAAAGACGAAAAACAAACAGACACAUCUCUGGCUGACGAUGACCACAAAAUUGAAAAGCAUGUGACAGAAGUAAAAGAUGAAGAACAAACAGACACGCUGGUCGAAGAUGACUUCAAAGUUGAAAAGCAAGUAUUAUAUGUUGAAGAAAAUGAAAUAGAGUCAAAUAAGCAUCUUUAUGUCGAAACAUGUAAGCUAGUCAAAGAUGAUGAAUCAACUGAAGUUCUUGUAGAUGCAGCAUAUGACAUUAAAACCAAAAGCAUGACAAAUGAUAAUAAUAACACUUUUGCUAUUGGUGAUUGCACUAAAGAUAAAGCUGAAAUUUUAAAUCUGAUAAUUGAAAACAAAGGUGCUAAAACUUCUGCUAUAUGGGAUGAUUCCAAUAAAGUAAGAAAAGACUCUUCUAAUGUUGUUCUUGAGGACAAAGAUGUUAAACAAGACACCGAAGAAUAUGAAAUGUCCCAAGAAGUAGAAUAUGACGGGAAAGUUCAAAACGGUCAAUGCGAAGUUGAUAGCAGAAGUGUGAUAUAUAUCAAUGACGUUGAAGAGAAUAAGGUUGGAUUUGCAAGGGAAGACAACUUAGCAGUUAAGACUGGAGUUAAACAAGGGAGUGCGGAUUUUACAAAUACUAAUAGUGCCGAUGUUGAGCAAACAGUCAUAAGUAUCGUAAAUAAAGUAGCUCAACCGAGAUAUUCAUUAUUCGUGCCUUUAAGUCCUCAGUUUCAGAAAAGAGCACCAGUAAAGGAAACCAGUAAUAAUAAGAUGGGAGAAGAAAAGAGGCAAAGGCGUAGAUGGUCAAGACGAAUUCCUAAUGCCUAUAAUACGCCUGGGAGUCAUAAAUGUAAUGUCUGCAAUCGCGAAUAUCACUACCUUGGUACGCUUGAAAAACACAUGAAGAUUUGUAGUCGUAAUAGGCCGCACAAAUGUCCGCAUUGUGAUAGACUCUUUAAACAAAAGUAUACUCUCGAAAGGCAUCAGCUUGUCCAUACGCAGGAACGACCGUUUUUGUGUAGGCUCUGCACCAAAGCGUUUUCGAGAUUUCAAGAUUUGCAAACUCAUGUAAGGGCUCACAUAGGAGAAAGAUUGUAUGAAUGUGAAAUAUGUGCAAAGAAAUUCACACAAUACGGUCCCCUACAAGAUCAUCUGAAUAAGAAACACGAGGGAGCAAAAGUUAAAAUACGACGGAAGCAGUCAAUGCUUUUCCAGUCUGAGAAAUCUGACAGCAUGAUGUACCGGAAAAUAAUUACUGAGCAAGACCUGUGGAGAGAGACGUUUGAAAAGUUGAGAAUGAAAAAGAAAUGGGAUAAGAAAUUGAAAUUACAGAAAGAACAGGAAGAGAAGGAGAAAGAGGAAGCAGCAAAGCAACUGAAAUUGCUGGAAGAAAAGAAAGCGGAAGAAAAAGCUGCAGCGAUGAAAAGUCAUCAAAGUAAAAUGAAAGAAGUUCCCUUGUAUGAGAGGGAAAGGAGAAGAAAGAAUAUCUAUCCUAAUCAACUUGUUAGGUCGGAAGAAAGAACCGCAGAAAUUAAUGAAAAAGGUAAUCAUGAAAUUAAAGACGCUGAAACGCGUAUUAUAGAUAUGAGCCUUGGCGUUAGCACUGUAGCAAGUGGAAUUGCAAAUACCGGAUUAAGUACUACAAAUAGUGCACUUACACCCAGUAAGGUCACUGGUGGGUUUAGAGAGAGCGAUAGAAACAGAGCGCUCAGUAUCAACAAUUUUAAUAGCAGGAAUAACUUAAACUGUAUAGAUAUUGAAAAACGUCCAGAUAUUCAGGCUGUUGAAAAUCUCAGUGACAGUGGGUACAACUCGCCGGAAUUUAAUCCUCUGUCCAUGGGGCAUACUUUUGUUACCCGCAUUACACCCGAAACGUUCCAUUCACAGAAACCGGAUUACGAGAUAACUAUAAAUGAUUCUAAUGAUGGUGAAGAUAUUAACAAAGUGAUGGGCCCUCAACAAUUUGACAACAUUGCAGCAGUAAAUGGGAGCAUGGGUACACACCUUAAGAAGCAAGUUGAUGAAUUAGAUUACACCCCUUUCCUGCUCCAAAAGUCAAAAGGAGGUUAUCGCCAGAAACAUGGCGAAACCACCUUGAACCACACAGUCAAUGAAACUGCCUUAAAUCACACAGCCAAUGGAACGAUCUUGAACAAAACAGCCAGUUACAACACCUUGAACCACACAGCCAGUGAACAUACCAUAAACCUCAUGACCGUUAAAACCACCUUAAAUCACGCAACCAGUGUGCAUACCUUAAACCAAUCAGUUGAAGAAACCAACUUUAACCACACAGCCAGUGUAUAUGCUUUAAACCACACAGUCGGCGAUACCACCAUGACCCACACAGCCGGCGAUACCACCGUGAACCACACAGCUGGUGAAACCACUAUUAACCACAAUGCCGUUGAAAAUACUAUACCUCGGGAACAGGGGCCUAGGAUAGGCAUGACUGCCUUGUCCACAUCGACGAUCAGUGGAGAACAAACCUCCUUUACUUCGAAUACAGGUAUCGGUCCAUCCUCUAAUGAACAGAUAAUGCAUGGUAAUUACACGGUCACAUCAGACGAAGCUGAAAGCAAUGGCGAUCUUUUCACCAAGCAGUGUGAGGAGUUAUACCUACCACCGAUAAUGACAACCAAAUACAAGGCCAGAGAUUGUCCUAUCUGUCACAAGACAUUCACAACAAGAUCAAACCUGAUGUGUCAUUUAAGAGUUCAUAGUGGGGAUACACCGUAUAAAUGUCCAUCAUGUGAUAGGGAAUUCAACCAAAGUGGGUCGUUGCAAAGACACAUGACAACGCAUUCAGAUAUACGACCGCAUGUCUGUUCGUAUUGCGGUCGAGGAUUUGCUAGAUUUGCAGACUUGAGGGUUCAUUUAAGAACUCACACCGGCGAAAAACCUUAUAAGUGUCAGUUCUGUGAGAAAAGCUUCGCUCAAAAUGGACCGUAUAACACCCACCUGAAGACGAUACACAGAAUUGACCUUGACCGAAAUAAGGGCGUUAAUCCUGUUCUGUGUUAAGACAUUCAACGAAAUACACCAAUCUUUAAUAGCAUUAGAAGGUAGUUCACCAUGUUAAGUGUUAGGACAUUCAACAAAAUAUACCAAUAUUUAAUAGCAUUAGAAUGUAGUUCACCAUGUUAAGUGUUAGGACAUUCAACAAAAUAUACCACUAUUUAAUAGCAUCAGGAGGUAGCUCAAAUGUUGCGAGAAAUUGGGACCUGGAGUUUUUAGUGUUAUGUUUCCAGAUAAUUUAUGUUUAUCUUCUUUAACAUACUGUUUUCCGUUUUUUUCUCUUAUAUUGUUUUGCAUGACCUGAUGUUCGUUUAGAAUUGUUGCACGACCUGAUGUUCGUUUAGACUUGUUGCAUGACCUGAUGUUCGUUUAGAAUUGUUGCAUGACCUGAUGUUCGUUUAGAAUUGUUGCACGACCUGAUGUUCGUUUAGAAUUGUUGCAUGACCUGAUGUUCGUUUAGAAUUGUUGCAUGACCUGAUGUUCGUUUAGAAUUGUCGCAUAACCUGAUGUUCGUUUAGAAUUGUCGCAUAACCUGAUGUUCGUUUAGAAUUGUCGCAUAACCUGAUGUUCGUUUAGAAUUGUCGCAUAACCUGAUGUUCGUUUAGAAUUGUCGCAUGACCUGAUGUUCGUUUAGAAUUGUCGCAUAACCUGAUGUUCGUUUAGAAUUGUUGCAUGACCUGAUGUUCGUUUAGAAUUGUUGCAUAACCUGAUGUUCGUUUAGAAUUGUUGCAUAACCUGAUGUUCGUUUAGAAUAUAUUUUUAUAAAGGAUAGUAAUUUUUAGUUUCCGUGUAUUAUUGUUUCGCAUUACAAGAUGGUCGUAUAGAGUAAAUGUUUAUGCAGGAAAGUUAUAUUAGUUUUCAUAUUAUAUAAGUAAGUAAUGAUAGCAUUGAAAUAUAAGCAAAGUAGUGAUUCGAUUACUUUUAUAUAUUAUUGGUAUUUUUUUGUUAUUGCUGUUUGUUAAGCGGGUGAGUUUCGAUUACAUCAGUAAUGUUAGCACUCAGUAUUAGCUAAGUAGUAAUUCGUUACUGUGGCAGUGCCCUUUUUACAGUAUUUAUAUUUGUUUGGAAUUUGAACAUGAAGACGUAAAACACAAUAUUUCCAGAUAGCAAUUAAAACAUUAGGAGCUAAGGAGAGAGGCAUUGUUAUUUGUUUUUCUUAAGGUUUCUCCUCAAUCCGUACGUUAUUAUUUAAUGUUAAAAGGUUACAAGUAUGCAUUUACCAAACUAAUAGGCCUAGAGUGUCGUAGAGGCCUGGCCCUUUUAUUUGAUAAAUGCUUACUAAUUGUAACAUUGUAGCUGACUGAGUGUUUGAUAUUAUAUUUUGUCUAAUAACCCAGCCUCUGUUUAAAUUUAACUGGUGAACAUCAAAAACGGCUGAUUGUUGAUUUACCAUCCUUUUAGACAAAAUAUAAUCUCGAACACCAAUUAUGAAACAUUUGUCGUUCAAUUUAGUUCAUAAAAUACAUAACUUCUUACGCGUUACCAAUGUGUAAUACAUUGGCAUCGUAUAUUAAAAGGAGUUGACACCGGGUCAAACAAUUGCAAGAAAAAACAAAGAAAAUUGUUAAACACUUACAUAAAAUGGACAUAGUUGUGUACAACACAAUAAAUCGUACUUACUGAUGUAUGACAUUGCUUACGAAACGAGCAUCUCUUGCAGUGUUUGCGCAUUUUUCCAAUUCGAAAUUCACUGGAGUUGUUCACAGAUAUGGUUGAAUUUUUUAAACGGGAAAACUCAUAUGAGACAGCAACAGGAUGGUUGCGUUUAUUUUUUUAAUAAUGUGUUAUCGGCAACCUACUAGCUCGCAUGGACAAGUCUAUAUGAUUGUUUUGAGGGAAUACUGUAUUUGCCGAUUUUUGGACCAUCUGGUGUCUAGUCCCUUUAAGUUUAAACAUUUUUUUAAACGCAGUAGUCUGAAUCAGUGUGUUUAUUAAUUGAUGGGAUUACGUUAAUUUUACAUCGCACGAUCCUGCUGUUUUUCAUUUUUAGAUCCCACUGUUCGCAUAGCAGCAUGCACUUGUAUUAUAUUUAGCCUUUUUAUCUCAAAAAGUAUAACGUUUUUUCCAUGUUUUAUUUCCUUGUUUUUAUUGAUUGAUAUACCCUUAGCAUUUUCUAAAUACAUCCCUGUUUUAAUUAACCAGUGUCUGCUCAUUAUUUUAUUUCCCUACGGUUAUCAGUUUUUGCUACAACGUUGAAGUUGUCGUCUGUAAUCAUUCAGUAUCAUUCAGUAUCAUUUACCAACAAACAAAUAGAAAUACAUUCCACUUAAAGACACACGUAUUGAAAGGGGUACAUUUUAGAGGACCAAAUCAUUUUGAUUUAGAAAUGUGUUAUCAGUUAUACGCGUAUGAACAAAGUUAAGGGUCUUCCACAGUGCAAAAGUGGGUGGGGAAGGAAAAAAAGUACGUUUCAAAAGUUUAUGUUUGAGUCAGUUUUGAGGAACGAUCUUUUUCGGGAGUAAAUCAAACUUCCCUUGUGACAUGGUUUUGGAUAGUAAGGAGUUGGCAAAGUUUUACGAAAGAAGAUUUUAUAAGGUUUAAGAUAAAAAAAAAUUCGCAUUUUUUCGGAAAUGUAUGUUGUCAAUAUAACGUUGUUUUGUGUCAAAAUGCAACAUAUUACUUAAUCAACAAUGUCUCGCGGGGUUUUGAUGAUAUACACAAAAACAAUGAAAAAUAGUGGAUUAAAUUCAUUUCCUGGCUACAAGUGUGCGAAUAACUUUCUUAAAAUAAAUGCAAUCACCACAAAGCUUAAAGAUAUUGCUGAUUAGGUAGUACUGAUUAUUUUGACAAACACAUGUCCGUUUUGUAUACGUUUUUGAUGAUAUACACAAAAAUAAUGAAAAAUAGUGGAUUAAAUUCAUUUCCUGGCUACAAGUGUGCGAAUAACUUUCUUAAAAUAAAUGCAAUCACCACAAAGCUUAUUGCUGAUUAGGUAGUACUGACUAUUUUGACAAACACAUGUCCGUUUUGUAUACGUUUUGUAUACAGACAUUUCUGGGAAAAUGUGAAUGCUUUUUGCAUGGAAAUCUGAUAAAGUUUUCCUUUGUAAUCUUUUCUCAUCUCCUUGCAACGUUAAAAUGUAUUAUACUUGCUAAAUAUUGUACCUUAAAACUAUUUAAAAAUGAUUUUUUAAGCAAGUAUUUGUUUUGUCUCUCAAACGACUUUUGGACUGUGGUAUGUCCUAAAUGUAAUUCUUGACACAUUUAAAUGCAAAUAGUGUAUUAUUUAAAAUUAUUCCAAAAUCAAAUGAAAAACAUUUGCAUUGAAAGACACCUUGGACCGUAUUCAAUAAACAACUUAUAUUGAACUUAAAACUAAGAUUAGAAACUUAGUGUUUUGAUUAGCCUGUAUUUUUAGCUGACCAAUAUUGGAAUCACUGAGGCAUGUCUAAUGAUAAGGAUAAGAUCAAUAUUUAAUACUGGCCCAAGCUGUAAUGUGAUAUCUUUAAAAAGACUAAAUAGUUUUACUUUAUGUUUUGAUUGGCCUGUAUAUUUAGCUGACCAAUAGGCUGCAUGGAAUCACUGAGGCAUGUCUAAUGAUAAGGAUAAGAUCAAUAUUUAAUACUGGCCCAAGCUGUAAUGUGAUAUCUUUAAAAAGACUAAAUAGUUUUACUUUAUAAAAUUUUAGUGAAUUAUAUGUAUUGAAAGAUAUGAAUACGUGUAUAGUUAUUUUGUUUAUUGUUAUUUGUGCAAAUCAUUCCUUUGGGCUAGUGUUAUUCUUCAGGAAUGUAAUCCAUACUCUAUUUUAUAAAGGUAGUUUAUAUGCAAAUAGAAAUACAUUCCACUUUAUGGACAUAUGUACCGUGAUACCUGAUACCUUGAGAGGACCAAUUCGUUUUGCUUUAAACAUAUAUUUUUCUCCAGUAAUGUUUAUAUAAAACGUUUGAAUUACUUUUACGAAUUUAAACACGAAUAUUGUAUUGUUGAAAAGUAUUCCCAAUGCAAAUAGAAAUGCAUUCCAUAUUCAGGACACAAAUACUCUGAUACCUUUGAGAGGACAAAAUCGUUUAGCUUAAGAAAUAUUCCAUCAGUUGUAUUUAUAUAAACGUAUGAGCAAGGUUAAUGUUACUCUUUACAAAUUUGAAAAUCAUCAGAAGAGUGUAUUGUUUCAAAUUAUUCCUUUGUGACUUUUAGAAUUUAAACGCAAAAUGCAAAAAGAAGUACAUUUCACUACAAGGACACAAUAAGCGUGAUAUAUUUGUGAGGAACAACUGGUUUGCUUUUGCAAUUAGUUGCGUUUAUUAAAGAUAUGAAUAUGUUUACAUUUAGUGUUCUUCAAAAAGCAUACAACCCGGAGAGUGUAUUGUUUAAAACUAUUCCCAUGUGGCUUUAAAGCUGCAAUCUCACAGAUUGAACGUUUUGACAUUUUUUUAUUUUUUUGUCUUGGAACGAGCCAUUUUUUGCGAAAAUCUAUGGAACCCAGUUAUAUAAGACUGCUGACAAAAAAUCAGAUCUCAGAUUUUUAUAUUUAAGUUCAAAAAUUGAUGUUUUAUGCAUUUUUCUUCAACCGUUAGUCAUUAAACAUUAAUUUUCGAACGGAAAUAUGAAAAUCCACGAUAUGAUUUUUUGUCAGCAAUCUUAUAUCUUUAGUUUGCAGAUAUUUACGAAAAAAAUGCUUAUUCCAAGACAAAAAAUGAAAACGUUGUUAAAAUGGCCAAUCUGUGAGAGUAAAUUGUUAAAAAUAAGUCCGAUAUAAGAAUGCGGCUUUAAGAAUUUAAACUGCAGCGUUUAUUGUUAAAAAUAAGUCCUACAUAAUUAUGUGGCUGUAAGAAUUUAAACCAGUGAAUAAAUUGUUUAAAAUAAGUCCUAUGUGGCUUUAAGAAUUUAAACCGGAGAAUAUUUUGUUUAAACCAUUCCUGUGUGCUAGUUUGUAAAUAUUUGUAAGCAUUUGCAACA